AUGAACAAAAGAAUUCUCACAGUCCUUCUCCUGAUUACUGGUAAAUUCAUUCUCUGGUCUUUAAAUUGUAGAUCAUUACGAAAUUCUAAAAGCUAUUCUAAAAUCUAUGCUUUUUAAUUUGCAACAGCAUCAGGGAAUGCCCAAAGCCCAACAACUAAUGCCCCCACAACAACCACAGCUGCUGCAACCACAACCACAGAUGCUCCAACUGCAACCACAAAUGGAGUCACAACAACCACAGUUUCUCCCACAACAACCACAGCUGCUGCCACCACAACCACAGAAGCCACCACGGUCACUACAGCUGGCAUCACAACUACCACAGUUGCUCCCUCAACAACCACAGCUGCUCCAACUACAACCACAACUACGUCCAUGACGACCACCACAGCUCCUGCCAUGACAAUGACAGCUGCAGCUGCUGCAGCAGCCACCACAACCACAGUUGCUGCCACAACAACCACAGGUGCUCCAACUACAACCACAGCUGCUGCCACUUCAACCACAGCAGCUGCCCCCACAACUACAGUUGCUCCAACUACAACCACAAAUAUCGCCACAACAACCACAGCGGCCACCACAACGACCACAGCUGCUCUAACUACAAACACAGCUGCUCCAACUACAACUACAGUUGUCCCCACGACAACCACAGCUGGUGCCACAACAACCACAGCAGCUGCCCCCACAACCACAGCUGCUCCCUCUACAACCACAACUGCUGCCACAACAACCAUAACUGCUGCCACUACAACCACAGCUGCUCCAACUACAACCACAGUUGUCCCCACGACAACCACAGCUGGUGCCACAACAACCACAUCAGCUGCCCCCACAACCACAGCUGCUCCAACUACAACCACAGCUGCUUCCUCUACAACUACAGCUGCUGCCACCACUAACACACCUGCCGCCACAGUCACUACAGCUGGCAUCACAACUACCACAGUUGCUCCCUCAACAACCACAGCUUCUCCAACUACAACCACAAAUACGUCCAUGACGACCACCACAGCUCCUGCCAUGACAAUGACAGCUGCAGCUGCUGCAGCAGCCACCACAACCACAGUUUCUGCCACAACAACCACAGGUGCUCCAACUACAACCACAGCUGCUGCCACUUCAACCACAGCAGCUGCCCCCACAACUACAGUUGCUCCAACUACAACCACAAAUAUCGCCACAAAAACAAUAGCUGCCACCACAACAACCACAGCUGCUCCAUCUACAAACACAGCUACUACCACAACAACAACUUCUCCAACAACAACAGCUGCUGCCACCACAACCACAGAUGCUCCAACUACAACCAAAAAUGGAGUCACAACAACCGCAGUUUCUCCCACAACAACAACAGCUGCUCCAACUACAACCACAACUACGUCCAUGACGACCAACACAGCUCCUGCCAUGACAACGACAGCUGCAACUGCUGCAGCAGCCACCACAACCACAGUUGCUGCCACAACAACCACAGGUGCUCCAACUACAAUCACAACUGCUGCCACUUCAACCACAGCAGCUGCCCCCACAACUACAGUUGCUCCAACUACAACCACAAAUAUCGCCACAACAACAAUAGCUGCCACCACAAAAACCACAGCUGCUCCAUCUACAAACACAGCUACUACCACAACAACAACCUCUCCCACAACAACAACAGCUGAUGCCACCACAACCACAGAUGCUCCAACUACAACCAAAAAUGGAGUCACAACAACCACAGUUUCUCCCACAACAACCACAGCUGCUGCCACCACAACCACAGCUGCCGCCACGGUCACUACAGCUGGCAUCACAACUACCACAGUUGCUCAAACUACAACCACAACUACGUCCAUGACGACCACCACAGCUCCUGCCAUGACAACGACAGCUGCAACUGCUGCAGCAGCCACCACAACCACAGUUGCUGCAAAAACAACCACAGGUGCUCCAUCUACAACCACAGCUGCUGCCACUUCAAUCACAGCAGCUGCCCCCACAACUACAGUUUCUCCAACUACAACCACAAAUAUCGCCACAACAACCACAGCUGCCACCACAACGACCACAGCUGCUCUAACUACAAACACAGCUGCUCCAACUACAACUACAGUUGUCCCCACGACAACCACAGCUGGUGCCACAACAACCACAGCAGCUGCCCCCAUAACCACAGCUGCUCCCUCUACAACCACAACUGCUGCCACAACAACCAUACCUGCUGCCACUACUACCACAUCUGCUCCAACUACAACCACAGCUGCUCCAACUACAACCACAGUUGUCCCCACGACAACCACAGCUGGUGCCACAACAACCACAUCAGCUGCCCCCACAACCACAGCUGCUCCAACUACAACCACAGCUGCUUCCUCUACAACUACAGCUGCUGCCACCACUACCACACCUGCCGCCACGGUCACUACAGCUGGCAUCACAACUACCACAGUUGCUCCCUCAACAACCACAGCUGCUCCAACUACAACCACAACUAUGUCCAUGACGACCACCACAGCUCCUGCCAUGACAACGACAGCUGCAACUGCUGCAGCAGCCACCACAACCACAGUUUCUGCCACAACAACCAAAGGUGUUCCAACUACAACCACAGCUGCUGCCACUUCAACCACAGCAGCUGCCCCCACAACUACAGUUGCUCCAACUACAACCACAAAUAUUGCCACAACAACCACAGCUGCCACCACAACGACCACAGCUGCUCUAUCUACAAAAACAGCUACUGUGUCAACAACAACUCCAACUACAACCACAGCUGCUCCAACGACAACCACAAUAACGUCCAUGACAACCACCAAAGCUCCUGCCAUGACAAUGACAACUGCAACUUCUGCAGCAGCCACCACAACCACAAUUGCUGUCACAACAACCACAGAUGCUCCAACUACAACCACAGCUGCUGCCACAACGACCACAGCUGCUCUAACUACAAACACAGCUGCUCCAACUACAACUACAGUUGUCCCCACGACAACCACAACUGCUGCCACAACAACCAUACCUGAUGCCACUACUACCACAGAUGCUCCAACUACAACCACAGCUGCUCCAACUACAACCACAGUUGUCCCCACGACAACCACAGCUGGUGCCACAACAACCACAUCAGCUGCCCCCACAACCACAGCUGCUCCAACUACAACCACAGGUGCUCCAUCUACAACCACAGCUGCUGCCACUUCAACCACAGCAGCUGCCCCGACAACUAGAGUUGCUCCAACUACAACCACAAAUAUUGCCACAACAACUAUAGCUGCCACCCCAACAACCACAGCUGCUUCAUCUACAAACACAGCUACUAAAACAACAACAACUUCUCAAAGUACAACCACAGCUGCUACUACGACUUCCACAGCUGCUGCUACAACAAUGACAGCUUCUCAAAUUACAACCACAGCUGUUCCCAUGACAACCACAGCUGCUGCCACCACAACCACAGCAGCUGCCCCCACAACCACACCUGCUUCAACUACAACCAUAAAUAUUGCCACAACAACAACAGCUUCUGCCACAAAAACGACAGAUGCUCCAACUACAACCACAGCUGCUUCUAUAAUAUCCAUAUCUUCUGCCACGACAACCACAGCUUCACCAACUACAACCACAGCUGCUCCAACUACAACCACAGUUGUCCCCACGACAACCACAGCUGGUGCCACAACAACCACAGCAGCUGCUCCCACAACCACAACUGCUCCCUCUUUAACCACAACUGCUGCCACAACAACCAUACCUGCUGCCAGUACUACCAUAGCUGCUCCAACUACAACCACAGCUGUUCCAACUACAACCACAGCUGUUCCAACUACAACCACAGUUGUCCCCACGACAACCACAGUUGCUCCCUCAACAACCACAGCUGCUCCAACUACAACCACAACUACGUCCAUGAUGACCACCACAGCUCCUGCCAUGACAACGACAGCUGCAACUGCUGCAGCAGCCACCACAACCACAGUUUCUGCUACAACAACCAAAGGUGUUCCAACUACAACCACAGCUGCUGCCACUUCAACCACAGCAGCUGCCCCCACAACUACAGUUGCUCCAACUACAACCACAAAUAUUGCCACAACAACCACAGCUGCCACCACAACGACCACAGCUGCUCUAACUACAAAAACAGCUACUGCGACAACAACAACUCCAACUACAACCACAGCUGCUCCAACGACAACCACAAUAACGUCCAUGACAACCACCAAAGCUCCUGCCAUGACAAUGACAACUGCAACUUCUGCAGCAGCCACCACAACCACAAAUGCUGUCACAACAACCACAGAUGCUCCAACUACAACCACAGCUGCUGCCACAACGACCUCAGCUGCUCUAACUACAAACACAGCUGCUCCAACUACAACUACAGUUGUCCCCACGACAACCACAACUGCUGCCACAACAACCAUACCUGCUGCCACUACUACCACAGCUGCUCCAACUACAACCACAGCUGCUCCAACUACAACCACAGUUGUCCCCACGACAACCACAGCUGGUGCCACAACAACUAUAAUAUCCAUAUAUUCUGCCACGACAACCACAGCUUCACCAACUACAACCACAGUUGCUCCCUCUACAACCACAACUGCUGCCACAACAACCAUACCUGCUGCCACAACAACCAUACCUGCUGCCACUACUACCACAGCUGCUCCAACUACAACCACAGCUGCUCCAAUUACAACCACAGCUGCUCCAACUACAAUCACUGUUGUUACCACGACAACCACAGCAGCUCCAUCUACAACCACAAAUGUCCCCACAACAACCACAGCUGCUGCAACCACAACCACAGCUGUCGCAACAACCACAGCUGACGCCACAACCACCAGACCUGGCAUAACAACUACCACAGUUACUGCCACAACGACCACAGCUGCUUUGACUACAACCACAGCUGUACCAACUACAACUACAGCUGCUACAACUACAACUACUGCAGCAGCCAUGACAACAACAGCUGGUGCCAUGACAUCCACAGCUGCUCAGACUACAACCAAAGCUGCUGCCACAACAACCACAGAUGCUGCCACAACAACCACAGAUGCUGCCGCAACAACCACAGCUGCUCCAACUAAAACCACAGCAGAUGCAACCAUGACAACAGCUGCUGCCAUGACAACCACAGCUGUUCAAACUACAACCACCAGAGCAGCCACCACAACGACAGCAGCUGCCACAACAACCACAGCUGCUGCCAAAACAACCACAGCUGCUCCAACUACAACCACAGCAGACACACCCACAACCACAGCUGCUGCCAUGACAACCACAGCUGUUCAAACUACAACCAUCGGAGCAGCCACCACAACCACAGCACCUACCACAGCAGCUACCACAGCAGCUGCCACAACAACCACAGGUAAUCAAACCACAACCACAGCUUCACCAACAACAACCACAGCUGCUUCCUCUACAACCACAGCUGCCACCACAACCACCACAGCUGGCAUAACAACUACCACAGUUGCUGCCACAACGACCACAGCUGCUUUGACUACAACCACAGCUGUACCAACCACAACUACAGCUGCAGCCACGACAACCAUAGCUGCUCCAACUACAACAACUGCAGCAGCCACGACAUCCACAGCUGCUGCCACAACAACCACAGCUGCUUCCACUACAUCCACAGCUGCUGCUACGACAAUCACAGCUGCUUCUGCUACAACCACAACGACAGCUUAUCCAAUGACAACGACAGCUGCUGAUACUACAAACACAGCUGCUGCCACAACCCCAGCUUCUAUUAGAACAACCACAGCUUCUCCAACUAUAACCACAGCUGUUCCUAUGACAACCACAGCUGCUGCCACCACAACCACAGCUUCCGCCAUGAACAACACAGCUGGCAUCAUGACUACCACAGUUUCUCCCACAACAACCACAGCUGCUCCAACUACAACCACAACUGUUUCCAUGA
Messenger RNA from Coregonus sp. 'balchen', 5926 nucleotides. Lineage: Eukaryota; Metazoa; Chordata; Actinopteri; Salmoniformes; Salmonidae. The record is from the annotation of a GenBank genome assembly.